GAUGAGCCGCAACAGUGCAAAAGAGGAGACCCCUCUCUAAUUUCAUCUCCCUGGUGACCCCCCCCCUCCCCCGCGUCAUCUUCUCCAAAGGACCCUCCCCAUCGAUCUUCUUCAACAACCAAACCAAAAAUCCCUCACCCAAACCCGCUGUUCACCCCUGAAACCAACGACUCCCCACCCCCCGACCUUCAUCUUCUCCAGACCUAGACUAAGACCUCACAAGCUUCAGCCAUUUUUGAAUCUUCAGCAACCCAAACUCGCCGGAAAUCAACCUCUCACCAGCCGCUAACCUUGCCUGAACUGAAACAAAAACGGAAAAGUUGAACCGGAGGAAACAGUAGCGAAACCAAGAGAGGAACAUAGGAGAAAACAGUAGCGAAAUUGAACCCACUAAUUUUCAGUUUUUUAUUCCCUUAAUUUGGAGUUUAAUUCCUUCGGAUUUUCAGCUUGGAUUUAUUCUCUAUUAGUGUUGGUCAGUGGAGUGUUCGGAAGCGCGGUUAUCGUCGAGUUUGUUAUCGAGGUUCUCCGGUCAAAAUCGCGCCUGAUCUGAGUCGAUUUGGUCGUCGAUUUGUCGAGGUUGUCCGCUCGAGGUCGUAGUCGGUGAGUCAAGGUUAACUAAGGCCAUAAAGAGAAGUCCACUUUAACAAUAUGGACCUUAAACCGUUCAAAUUAGACAUUGAUUAGCUUAUAAAUUAGUUUGCCAAGGGUGGAUCUCCUAGUUUUGCAGAAAUGAAGAGAGUGUGGGUCUCUAAAAAGUUCUCCUAUAUUUUUGAGGCGAGUCCCUCUAAAGAUCAGGCAUGCUUUAUGCAAUCACUCUAUGCCUACUGCAGUGGCCAUAAAGACAAGUCAACUUUAACAUGGACCUCAAACCAUUCAAAUUAGACAUUGAUGAGCUUAUAAAUGAGUUUGCCAAGGGUGGAUCUCCUAAUUUUGCAGAAAUGAAGAGAGUGUGGGUUUCUAAAAAGUUCUCCUAUAUUUUCAAGGCCAGUCCCUCUGAAAAUCGGGCAUGCUUUAUGCAAUCACUUUUUGCCUACUGUAGUGGUUACAUGGUGUCUACUCAUUCUCUUUUGAGUAGACUGGGUGGGUUAUAUUGUCUGUAUUGCCUUUAUGAGACACAACCAUUCAAGCCUCCUUUCAAGAUUUAUAUUUCUCUAGGAGACCUGAAGAAUCUUCGGAACAUUGUCGCAGAGGCAAAGGCUAAAGGUGUUAAAGUAGCCCCUGCUUUAGUCAAACGUACGUUAGACAGGAACAUGUUUCUUUUUGGGUCUGUGGAUGUGAAUGAAGGCUCUGUAGCUGAGAGAUUAGAUGAACUGAUGGAAAUACAAAAUGCAAGUAUCCGUAUAGCAUCCAAAAAGUUAUUUGCAAAUACCCGGAUCGAGCACUUCACCCACAUGGAUAUGGGCGUGGAGCUUGAGGUCGAUUUGCUCAAGCAAAAGUCAGCAGAAUAUGCUAGGGCCAAGGAACUUGCUAUUAGAGCGGCUAGAGACAUGGUGGAUGUAGAAAAUAUAAAGCACAUAACAGAGAAGCAGACAUUGAUAGGGGAUGUAGUUGAGAAGACUGCUGAGGACUGGAAAGCUCAGAAGGAAUUAUUCUAUCAACAAAUUGGUUAUCAGCCUGUCAAAGACUCGCUUGACAUUGUAAAGGAAAAGCAGGAAAAGUUCUCCCAGCAAGAAGUGGCUGAAGAGCAGGAUGGCAAUGAAGACUUCGGUAAGGAACUAGAAGCAGUGCUAUUGUCGGAGCAAAACGAAUGUGAUUUUGAAGAAUAAGGAGAGAACUUGUAUAAAAAGCUUGUGUUUAGAAACUGGACAAUGUUUUUAGAAGGUUUGUCACCAAGUUAUAAGUAUGCUUGUAAAUGAUUUUCGCAGCUACAUGAAAGAGCUUGCAGCUUCUAGUAGGCUGUCCUGUAUAUUGAACAUUUUCCAGAAAUGGGACAGGCACAUGAAAUUUUUUGUUCA
This is a messenger RNA of Nicotiana tabacum (common tobacco), 1955 nucleotides long. RefSeq lists its product as uncharacterized. Gene Ontology annotation, cellular component: snRNA-activating protein complex. The record is from RefSeq and is a predicted model, not a curated record. Gene Ontology annotation, molecular function: sequence-specific DNA binding. Gene Ontology annotation, biological process: snRNA transcription by RNA polymerase II; snRNA transcription by RNA polymerase III. Lineage: Eukaryota; Viridiplantae; Streptophyta; Magnoliopsida; Solanales; Solanaceae.